Molecule: messenger RNA, 411 nt
Organism: Loa loa (African eye worm)
Lineage: Eukaryota; Metazoa; Nematoda; Chromadorea; Rhabditida; Onchocercidae
Exons: 4
Coding region: 1-411 (136 amino acids)
Source: RefSeq, a predicted model, not a curated record
AUGUCGCGGAAGGUCGCUUUGCUUGCCAACGAAAAUCUCAUUAGGAAUGCGAGAAGCGAUUUUAACCUGAGUUCAACGCCUGACUAUACUGCUAUUAAUCAAGAAGCCGGCUUGAUCAGUCUGAACAAUUUUAAAAGCUUCAAGGCAAAUCGAUGGAUUGGUGGUUUAGUGGUUCCGAACAAAUCGGACUUCAUUCAAUCUGCCAGAGUUGAAGAACCAUCUGUUCCUGGAUCAAGAACAAACAAUGAUGUCAUCUAUGGCUCUGUACAUGUUGUCACAUGCAUUCCGAUGAGAAAAAUUGGUCCGAAAAAUAGAAUGGAUUUCGUUGAUAAGGUUACAAGCCAAGAUAUGCAGCAGCAGCAGCAGCAGCAACAUUUCAAUGUCGUUUUGGAAGAAAAUAGGAUGCAUUAA